AGUUCAAAGAAUUCUCAACUUCAACUAAGAUGGCUUUUGGAAAGUGUUUUGCCCUGCUGCUGCUGGUCAGCUGCCUGGCUGCUUUUGUGGCUGCUCAAGACUUCCCCGAAGCAGGAGCUGGCUCUCCUAUGAUCAAGAUAAUUCGUCGCCAGCGUUCGCCCCAGCAUGGCUCUGUGGUUGUGACGGGCAGCAAGGACCAUCAGACAGGUCGCCAGCUGGACGUUCAAUAUAAUCACAACCUGUACACCAGUCGAGAUGGACGUGGCAGCAUCGAUGCCUACGCGAAUGCUAAUAGAAAUUUUGAUCAGAAUCGCAACAAUUUCGGUGGCGGCAUUCAAGGCAAAUGGCGUUUCUGAUAAACGAAUUCAUAUGGUUGCCGACAAUAAUAAAGUGCAAAUAGAUAUAGAA
Molecule: messenger RNA, 408 nt
Organism: Drosophila hydei
Lineage: Eukaryota; Metazoa; Arthropoda; Insecta; Diptera; Drosophilidae
Gene: edin
Exons: 1
Coding region: 30-356 (108 amino acids)
Source: RefSeq, a predicted model, not a curated record